GGGCCCCAGUGGAUGGCAAGACCCCCCACCCCACCCAGAGUACUACACAUAUGCGUUCUGAGGGGGUCUUCUUUUCCUGGCCAUUUGCCUCCGCCGCCCGCAACCCCUCUUAAGAGCCUGCAGUCGCGGGCGGGCUGUGCGAGAUCCGCAGCACUUCCUGAGCUGGUAAACUCCGCCGAUCAGCUGUUUGGUGGCGUUCCGGUUCCCUCUAGUGGUCAGCUGCUGAGCGGGGAAGCGGGCCGGGCAGAGCUCUCGCCUCCACGUUCCCCGCCUUUCUCCUGCCACUCUCAGAAGCUCCAGGGCAGCCCACUUCAGCAACGUGGCCCCUGGAGCCUCCCAGAUUCUCCUCUAAACGCGGGCCUGCUGAAAAUGGCAUCCACGGCUCUGCGACCAACAAAGAAGGCCUCGGCUAGGCCAGCAGCGACAGGGGAGGACAUGGCCAUGCAUACUGCGCUACCCAGGGCACAGCCACAGCAAUGGGUGGUCACCAGGAGCACCGCUUCAGCCCAGCAGGAGGUGGUGAGCGCGGCCCAUGCAGGGCCUAGUCAAUCCUCUGUCCCUUUAUCAGGGGACCCCUCGGGGUCAUCUAGUCCAGCCCCACCUAGUCCUUCUGCCAGAACUGUAACACAGCUGCCAUCUGAUAUGCCUACCUCCUGGGGGUUGUGGAUAGAGAACCUUCUCUCUACUGCUUUUGAAAAAUAUGAUGCCUUGCAAUCAAAAAGGCGGAAGCGCUCUAGGCAGUCCUCCUGGGCCACCUCCAGCGCUGAAUCAUCACUUUCUGAAACUCCUGCCCCUAAGAAGGCAAGAAAAAACAUACUAAAAAAUCCAAAAUGUCCAGGUCCGGGUCCAGGCAGCGGGAAACCAUUGCCCACUCCUCUGAGGGCUCUGAUCAAGGGUCCCCUCUCCCUGGGCUCACUUCCCUCAAAGAUACAGUGAACUUGGCUAGCGAGACUGCCCAGGGCGUGGUUCCCCACCCCUGCUCUAAGACAAACUCCUGGUUCUCCUGGGGACCCCAUCCAUCCAGCGGAUCCUUUAGGCCAGGAGAACGCAGACCAUCCUAGAUCUGAGGGCAAAUGGUCUGACUCCCUUGAACCAGAUUCACCCGAGGCGACCCUCAGGCUUCUUCAGGUCCCAGAUUUGGUCCCCCUGAUGUCCAAAACUGUAAUAGCCCUGGGGCUGCCCCCCUCCCUCCGCUUCUCAGGAGGCCCAGCCUGCCAGUAAAAGUGCUUUAGUUUUUCUCGGCUCCAAACAGUCUGCUAUGUUCCUCCUACUGCCUAAGCAGUUUGUGGAAGCAGCCAAGGCCGAAUGGUCGCUUUCCACCCCCUUUAAAAUGGCUACCGCCGUGGCUAACAAAUUUUACACCUUCCAGCAAGAGGGUAGUGAAAUAUUCAAAUACGCCUCCCACAGAUGCCCCCAUCAUCCGAUUGAUUUCUGGUUCAGUGCUGUCCAGAGACGGUGAGUCCGCCCUCAAGGACCUGGCAGACAAGUGCAUGGAGGGUCCCUAAAGCGCAUUCACGAUUCUUCAGCCUUAUCCAUGAGGGCCUCGGCAGCAGCCUCUAGGGUAGCACGGGCUCCCCUUAUCUGGCUGGAUGAUUUGAUACAAGAUCCUCCCUCUGACCCAAUUCGACUGCACCAGACUCUCCUAAAACUACACAAGGUGCAAGCAUUCAUGGCAGAUGCCACCCUUGACGGGCUGCGUUUUGCCUCUAAGGCAGCUACUGCCUCUGUGGUAGGCAGGCGCCACUUAUGGCUAAAAUACUGGCAAGUAGAUGCCACGUCUAAGACCAAUUUGGCUUCUGUUCCAUAUGAUGACCAAAAAUUGUUUGGGGAUGUGCCUCUCAGCAAGGUCCUUAUUGAAUCUAAGGACAAGAAGAGGGCUAUGCCUUCUGCCACUAAAAAACAGGACCAUCCCCAGGGCAGGCAGUACUUUCAGCCUUUUCGCUCCUUUUGAUCCUCCUUCACUGGCAGGGACAGGGGGUCUAGGGCUCAUCGCCCCCACUGGGGUAGAGCCAGAACACUUAGACAGCAGUUUGGGAACAGGUCCUCCUUCUCAUUCCAAUCCAAACAGCCUAAACGGCAGGCAUGGCGAGACGGGAGAGGUGCCCCUAGGUGGUCACCUCUCCUCUCACUGGCACACUUGGGAGGCCACCACUUCAGACCUGUGGGUACGUAAGGGAGGGCUACUCCGUUAGGGAUGGCUACUCCAUUGAACUGUCCAGCCAACCCCCCCACAGGUUCCUCCCUUGUCCAAGCAAAAACAAAAGCGUCAGGGCCUUCUGGAGGCAAAUUCACCAUCUUCAGGUCAUAGGCCCCAUAGAACCAGUGCCCGACCAUCAGCAAGGCCUGGGCGUCUACUCGAUCAUCUUUACAGUGCCCAAGAAAGACGGGUCAUUGCAUGCUGUUCUGGACCUAAAGCAUGUCAACCACUUCAUCUGCAAGCGCACCUUCCGCAUGGAGUCCUUGAGAUCCAUCGCAGAGGCCCUGCAUCACCUAGAUCUACUCAUGUCCAUAGACCUCAAGGAGGCCUAUUUGCACGUGCCCAUUCACCGGGACAGUCGCCAUCUCCUCCACUUUCUGUAUGUGGGAGUACACUACAAGUACAAAGCUCUUCCCUUUGGCCUCUCAUCAGCCCUGCACAUCUUCACAAAGGUCCUGGCCCCCGUGAUAGCGCACCUCAGACUUUAGGGCGUGAGGAUUUUUUGGUAUCUGGAUGACCUUCUUCUUCAGUCAGUCACGCCAGUCUGCCCAACUGGACCUGCAGACCACCAUCCAAACACUCAACGCUCAUGGGUUCAUCAUAAACGAGACAAAGAGCCAACUGCUACCAUCGCACUAGAUUCUCCACCUAGGAGUCCUGAUAGACACCCAGCUGGACAAACUCUUCCUGCCUCAGGACCGAAGACAUACCCUGGAAUCAGAGGUAUGCUAGGUCCUGAAAUCCAACUGCACUCCCAUCAUGGCUCUGUCCAGACUCCUAGGCCUGAUGGUAGCUAGCUUACAGUCCAUACCUUCGGGACGUUUCCACCUGAGGCCCCUGCAGUGGUUCCUCCUCCCAUUUCAUGCAGACAUAGCUGUCAAGUCCAGCAGGCGGGUGAGUCUGCCCCAGGAGGUUCAGCACUCCCUACACUGGUGGAUCACUGCUCCACACCUAUCGGUGGGAAAGGAGUUCCAAGAUCCCCCCAGGAUCAUCGUGACUACAGAUGCCAACCGAAGAGGAUGGGGAGCUCACUGUCAGGAACUCUCUGUACAGGGAAAAUGGUCAGCAGAAGAACGCCAACACAGCAUAAACUGGCUAGAACUCAGAGCCAUUUGCCUAGCCCUACAGGAGUUCGAGCUCUCUCUGCAUCACCGCCACGUACUGAUCCGCACGGACCCUACCACGUGAAGGCCCAUGUGAAUUGACAAGGGGGCACCAGGUCCUGGUCCCUCCAGGCGGAGACAACAUUACUGUUGCACUGGGCAGAACUCCACAUAACAUCCUUGAUGGCACAUCACAUGCAGGGGAAUCUGAAUACUAUAGUGGACUGGCUGAGCCGCUCGGAUCUCCUCCCAGGGGAAUGGCGCCUGCGUCCAAAGAUAUUUCACCUCAUCACAGAACACUUCGGACUUCCCCUAGUGGACCUAUUCGCAACACCAGCCAACACCCAUCUACCCUGCUUCUUCACGAGGUUUCCCUGCCAGCAGGCGGAAGCGGUGGACGCUCUCUCGGCUCCAUGGCCGCGGGGCCUCUAUGCCUUCCUUCCCACCCCCUUCUAGCGAGGGUCCUUUGCAGAGUCAAACUCCUUUGAUCCCAGAUCAUCCUGGUGGCCCCGUACUGGCCACGGAGGCCAUGGUUCACAGAGCUUCUCAACCUCACCUCCAAACCCCACCUGCUACUGCUACUGCUACUGCCCGUUACGCCAGACCUUCUGCAACAGGGGCCGGUUUCCCAUCCAGAUCCAGGCUAGUUAAAGCUAGCCGCCUGGAAACUGAAUGGUGCCUCCUGAAGCACCAUGGAUACUCGGCAUCAGUCCUAAACACUAUGCUAGCUUCCGGACGUUCGUCCACCAACUGGAUAUAUCAAUCCAUGUGGAGAGCCUUCCUACACUGGUCAGACUGCCACGGGGUCCUGAGAGGGUCCGCCUCUGUCCCUCACCUUCUGCAGUUCCUGCAAGAUGGCCUGGACAAGGGUCUAUCCGCAAACACCCUGAAACGGCAAGCUUCUUCCCUCGUGGGUCUAAUAUCGGGUACUUCUAAAAGUGCUGGCCAUUGCCAUCCGCACCUGAGACGUUUUCUGCAGGGCGCUACACUCCUUUCUCCUCCGGUGGUUCAUCAUUUUCCCACCUGGGAUCUGCAUGCUGUUCUCAAGGCCCUCCAGGGCCCCCCCCCCUUCGAAUCAUUGUCUGCUAUUUCCUUAUGCAUACUCUCACUCAAGCUCGCGUUCCUAGUAGCCAUCACCUCUGCAUGCAGAGUUUCUGAGCUCAGGGCUCUUUCGGUUCACAAAAGCCUCUGCAUUUUUUCCAAGGACUCUGUGAGGUUAAUCCCAGACCCCUUUUUUCGCCCGAAGGUAGCAUCUCCUUUUCACAUGUCUCAAGACAUAGUGCUUCCUUCCUUUUGCCCUCACCCAGUUGACCCGACUGAAAAGGCGUGGCAUAAACUUGAUGUCCGCAGGUGCUUAAAAACCUACAUAAGGCGGACCAAACAGAUUCGGACCUCUGAGGCCCUAUUCAUGUUCUUUCUGCCACGAUCUAUGGGCCAGCCAGUAACACCUGCCACCCUAGCUAUGUGGCUCAAGGCGUGCAUUUCUCUGGCAUACGAGUCCCAAGGCCGUAGGGCACCCACCAAGGUUUUGGCCCAUUCUACGAGGUCAGCAGCCACCUCAGCAGCCUUCUCCACAAACGCCCACAUUCAGGAUAUCUGCCGAGCACUGACCUGGCGGGCCCCCUCUACCUUUACCAGACAUUAUAAACUAGAUAUCUAUGGAUCUGCCCAGGCAGUGUUUGGGAGGCGUGUCCUCCAGCAGGUGCUCCCUGCAUGGUAGUCGCUGGUAUCCUCUCUAUUGGGACUGGAGCUUUGGUAUGUCCCAUCAGUCAGACACCCUUGGACCCAUAGCACCUUGGACCCACCUUGGACCCAUAGCAGCAGAGAACGGAGCAUUGGUUACUCACUGUGAAGGCUCCUUCUUGCUGCGGGGUCCAAGGGCAUCUCGACCCUCCCUUGUGCCAGUUCCUACCGUCCAGGUCUCAGGUUGUUGUAUUCUGCUAUGUGUUUGCCAUAAGUUGGCCUAUUUGGUAUUUUUUCUGUUGGGAUGUGUUUAACUAGUUUUUCACCUAGUUUAACAGACGUGCCUUCACAUCGUUGUUCCUGUCGCUUCUGGUACUAAAAGAACUGGGGAGGGACCUGCUCCUCCCGAACUUAAAGCUUUGCUAAUUACAUAGUCCUGCCUCUUGGAGUCAUGUGGGUCAAAAUAACCCAUCAGUCAAACGCCCUUGGACUCUGCAGCAAGAAGGAGCCUUCACGAUGAGUAACCAAUGCUCCGUUUCAGUUGAUGACUGAUAAGAGAAGUGGUUACCUUUGUGCACAAAAGUGUGUUUGGCAUGUUUUUGAAGUAUUUCAAACUGGCCAGGCAUCUUCCUCUUGAAUGUGCUGUUUUCAGAUUGUAAGCAUUCUGCAGAUAAAAAACUUGGGUGUUUGGCUUAUAUUAGUAUUUGAAACUGCCUUCCUUGAC
Messenger RNA from Hemicordylus capensis (graceful crag lizard), 5707 nucleotides. RefSeq lists its product as uncharacterized. The transcript has 2 exons. Gene Ontology annotation, molecular function: DNA binding. Lineage: Eukaryota; Metazoa; Chordata; Lepidosauria; Squamata; Cordylidae. Gene Ontology annotation, biological process: DNA integration; DNA recombination. The coding region runs from base 3731 to 5020 and encodes 429 amino acids. The record is from RefSeq and is a predicted model, not a curated record.